ACAUGAUACUUCCAUGGAAUGAGUUUUACUUUCAGCAUUUAAAAAAUAAAAGCGUCGUCGUUUGUCGGUGUCGGCAAAGAUGAAUGACGGCUACAUUGUUAUGGUUGUCAUUUAUAACAUCAAGAUUUAUAGAAUUUUUGGAUAUUGUUACUGAUGUCUUUUCGCUUAAUUAUAAAUGAUUCAUGAACUUUUCUAUAUACAAAGACUUCUGGUUUCACUUGACCAAAUUUGCCAGAAAGUUGAUUGCAGGCAAGCAGAUGUCAUAUUUUUAAGAGAAUUGCUUCAAAACCACUCUCUUCAAGCUUUAGUUCUUGUUCAUAACCGUGUGUCUACUUACAACGGCAGACAGAUUUUACCAGUUUCUUAUGAAAGCUGUGAUAUUGCUGAAGAGGUUAUUCAAGCACUCCAAGAUGCUGCAUCUAAUGAUUCUGAAGAAUUGCUUUGCCUUCUACAAAAGCCAUACUUUCGAGCUUUGCUGUUGACACAUGACCAAGUAGCCCGGAAAGAUUUUGAUCCUUCUCUUCCAGAUAUAAUCCAUGAAGGAGAUGAUGAUGAAGAGACUGUUAAAAUUGUACAGCUAGUCAAAAGCAAUGAGCCAUUGGGUGCCACUAUUAAAUAUGAUGAUCAAACUGGAUCAAUAGUGAUAGCUAGAGUUCUCCAUGGAGGCGCAGCAGAUCGCAGUGGUCUGAUUCAUACUGGUGAUGAAGUACAUGAAGUUAAUGGAAUCAAUAUUAGAGGCAAAUCUCCUCAUGAUGUUGUCAAUAUAUUACAAUGUCGGGAAGGACCCAUCACAUUUAAACUCGUCCCCAGAGAAGAAUGUGUGCCAUCCAGGGAAAGUCGAUUGCGAGUGAAAGCCCACUUUAGCUAUGACCCGGGUGCGGACAAUAUCAUACCUUGUAAAGAAGCAGGUUUGCCUUUCAGUAAAGGAGAAGUACUUCAUAUUGUUAAUCAGGAGGACUUGAAUUGGUGGCAGGCCCGAAAACAUGGGGAAAAGAAUUCGAGGGCAGGCCUCAUCCCUAGUCGUCAAUUGCAAGAAAGGCGUUUUGCGGAAAUGAGAGAUUUGUCUUAUUUACUUCAAGAUGACUUCAUUGCUGGGUGUAAAAUUCCUGUUAGAAAAGAACAUCAUCGUCCUCGCAAGAUAAAGAAAAUUAUGUAUGAUGCCAAAGAGAAUGAUGAUUUUGACAGGGAAGAAAUAGCCACUUAUGAAGAAGUUGCCAAGUUAUAUCCUAGGCCAGGAAUACAUCGACCUAUAAUUCUGAUUGGUCCUCCAGGUGUUGGACGAAAUGAACUGAAGAGGAGACUAAUUGCUUUUGAUUCUGAUCACUUCAGACAAACUAUCCCUCAUACUAGUCGGCCAAAAUACCCCUGGGAAGUUGAUGGAAAGGAAUAUUUUUUCUCCUCAAAAGAAAGCAUACAAGAAGAAAUUAAGUUGGGUUGGUUUGUGGAGUAUGGACAAUAUAAAGGCAAUUUUUAUGGAACUAGUCUUGAAACUGUCAAAUCCAUCAUCAAUGCUGGUUACGUAUGUGUAAUGACUCCACACCCACAGGCUUUGAAGGUUUUAAGAACGCCAGAAAUUAAGCCUUAUCUCAUUUUUAUAAAGCCUCCUCCUCUUGAUAUUUUGAAAGAAACAAGAAUAAGAGCAAAUGCAAGGUCAACAUUUGACGAGUUUCAUUCACGAGGUUUUACGGAUAAUGAGUUUCACGAGAUAAUAUAUGGUGGUCACAAGCUAGAAUUCUUGUAUGGGCACAUGUUUGAUGCUGUGAUCGUCAAUGAUGACCUGCUACGGGCAUUCCAAGAACUCCUCCAGGUAACCAAGUUGGUAGAAACAGUGCCUCAAUGGGUUCCUGCCAGUUGGGUGGCAUCCAGCUAGAAUAGAGUACAAACUAGUCCACAUUGUUUUUGAAACUAGAUCUUAUUUUACAAACGCGUCCAAACUCAUUUUGUAAAGGAUAUCCUAACGAUGUUGCAGAUAGCAUUUAAUGUGAUGAGAUUUUUUAUAUAUUUGUAACUUUUAUAUAUAUACAUGAAUAUAAAUUGUACA
Messenger RNA from Uloborus diversus, 2041 nucleotides. It is a transcript of the gene metro, whose product is annotated as MAGUK p55 subfamily member 7-like. NCBI's taxonomy places the organism in Eukaryota, Metazoa, Arthropoda, Arachnida, Araneae, Uloboridae. Gene Ontology annotation, cellular component: cell-cell junction; plasma membrane. Gene Ontology annotation, molecular function: protein binding. The record is from RefSeq and is a predicted model, not a curated record.